Neltuma alba is the source of this 3072-nucleotide messenger RNA. Its product is annotated as probable LRR receptor-like serine/threonine-protein kinase At3g47570. The transcript has 3 exons. Gene Ontology annotation, molecular function: ATP binding; protein binding; protein kinase activity. The coding region runs from base 1 to 3072 and encodes 1023 amino acids. The record is from RefSeq and is a predicted model, not a curated record. Gene Ontology annotation, biological process: protein phosphorylation. NCBI's taxonomy places the organism in Eukaryota, Viridiplantae, Streptophyta, Magnoliopsida, Fabales, Fabaceae.
AUGAAGCCUUUUUCUCCCUUGUUUCUUUCAUUUUGGUCCCAAUGCCUUCAAUUGUUUCUCUUCUUCACUUUGAUCUUUCGACCUUGCCUAGUAACUUCUUCAUGGGAUAAUGAGACUGAUCAUUUGUCCUUGCUCAAAUUCAAGGAAUCAAUAUCCAGUGAUCCAAGUCAUAUAUUGGACUCUUGGAAUUUUUCUACACACUUCUGCAACUGGCAUGGCAUCACUUGUGGCAAUGAGCCUCGCAGAGUUACACGGUUGGUAUUAGAAGGAUAUCAAUUGAGUGGUUCUAUAUCACCUUUCAUAGGCAAUCUCUCUUUCCUUAGAACUAUCAUUCUUCGAAACAACAGUUUCUUCGGAGAAAUCCCACAGGAUUUGGGUCGUUUGUUCCGGCUCCGGUUACUUUCUUUCCUCAAUAAUACAUUGACCGGAAAAUUUCCUGUCAACAUCACGAGUUGCUCUAAACUCAGGUACUUAUCAUUUGGUAGAAAUAAUCUUGCUGGCAAAAUACCCAUGGAGAUUGGCUAUCUCCAUAACCUGGAACGGUUAUAUUUACUUGAAAACAAUUUUAUUGGGCAAAUCCCAAUGUCCAUGUGGAAUUUGUCUUCCCUUACAGUUAUUUAUUUUUCUAUGAAUAAUCUGGAGGGGAAUAUACCUAAAGAAAUAGGACGCUUGGAAAAUUUGAUAGCAUUUUUAUUAGAUGUAAACAAGCUUUCUGGGCCAAUUCCUUCCUCUCUAUACAAUUUGUCAUCCCUCACCCAUAUUGGACUUAAUGGCAAUCACUGUAAUGGCUCCCUCCCAUCCAACAUGUUCAAUAGCCUCCCUAAUCUCCAAGUUUUGACACUUGGAGUAAAUCAAAUCUCAGGUCCUAUCCCAGCAUCCUUAGCAAACACAUCUAAGCUUGAAAUAAUAUCUGUGGGAGACAAUAGCUUUUCAGGGCUAAUUCCAAAUCUUGAAAAAUUGCAUGACCUUUCAUUUCUGGAGUUGUCUUUUAAUAAUUUGGGAAGUAAUUCUUCUAAAGAUUGGGAGUUUCUAUAUUCCUUGAGCAAUUGCAGUAAAUUGCGACAAUUAGUAAUACCCGGCAACAACUUGGGGGGCCAUUUACCUGAUGCCAUUGGCAAUUUGUCCACCCAACUCACAAUGCUUGUUCUUGGUUCUAAUCAAAUAUUUGGCAAAAUCCCUGCUUCAUUAGGAAACCUUGUUGGCCUAACAUCACUAAAUAUGGAGAUGAAUCAUUUCACUGACUUCAUCCCAACUACUUUUGGGAAUUUUCAAAAUAUGCAAUCUUUGGCUUUAGGGGGAAAUAAAUUUUCUGGAGAAAUAAAACAUUUCAUAGGUAAUCUCACUCAGUUAUUUCUCCUAGAUUUGUCGGGAAACAUGUUCAAAGGAAAGGUUCCUCCAACUAUUGGUAAUUGUAAGAGUUUACAACGUCUUGAUCUGUCACAAAACAAUUUCAGUGGAGCCAUACCAGUCCAGCUAAUUACUCUUUCAUCUCUAUCAAUUUUAUUGAACUUGUCCCAUAACUCUUUUGGUGGCAAAAUUCCUAGUGAGGUUGGAAACUUAAAAAAUAUUGGUAAAUUGGAUGCCUCUCAUAACCAUAUCUCUGGAAAAAUUCCUCAAGCCAUUGGAGAUUGCCAAAGCUUAGAGUAUCUCUUUUUGCAAGGAAAUUUCUUUCAAGAAACCAUCCCCUCAUCUUUGGCUUCAUUGAAAGCUCUAAGACAUCUAGACUUGUCACAAAAUAACCUGUCUGGAUCAAUUCCAAAAGGCCUGCAAGAUAUUGCUCUCUUGGGGUACCUAAAUGUUUCCUUCAACAUGCUUGAUGGGGAAGUACCAAGCAAAGGCGUUUUCAGCAAUGCAAGUGCAAUAUCAGUUUUGGGGAAUAAGAAGCUUUGUGGAGGCAUAUCAAAGUUGGAGCUGCCACCAUGCCCUCUCAAAUCUACUGGACAACGAAAGCAUCUAAAUUUCCAGUUGUUCAUAUCAAUAUGUUGUGUGGUUGCUUUUUUGCUUCUGGCAUCUGUUGUUGCUAUUUAUCAUGGGAAAAAAAGAAGCAAGAAAUCUUCUUCAAAUUCAGCAACAAUUGACAUGAUUUCCAAAGUAUCAUAUCAAAGUUUGCAUAAUGCCACAGAUGGAUUCUCUAUCAACAACUUGAUAGGGUCAGGGAGCUCUGGCUCUGUAUACAAGGGAAGUUUUGAAUCCAAUGAAGUUGUUGCGAUAAAGGUCAUCAACUUUCAAAAAAAGGGAGCUCACAAGAGUUUUGUGUCUGAAUGUAAUGCACUUAGAAAUGCAAAGCAUAGAAAUCUAGUAAAAGUUAUAACAUGCUGCUCUGGCAUAGAUUACAAGGGCCAUGAAUUUAAGGCUCUAGUGUAUAAGUAUAUGGUGAAUGGAAGCUUGGAAAAUUGGUUGCAUCCUAGAACAGAGAAUCUAGAUCAUCCAAGACUUUUGCUCCUUGAUCAAAUACUAGAUAUUCUUAUCGACAUUGUGUCUGCAUUAAACUAUCUUCAUAAUGAAUACGGGCAACCUCUAAUUCAUUGUGAUUUGAAGCCCAGCAAUGUUCUUCUUGAUGGCAACAUGGUUGCUCAUUUGAGUGACUUUGGAUUGGCAAGACUGCUAUCAACUGUUGAAACCAUCUCUAAUGAGCAAAGCAGCACAAUUGGAAUAAAGGGUACUAUUGGCUAUGUUCCUCCAGAAUAUGGAAUAGGUUCUGAGGUAUCAACACAAGGUGACAUGUAUAGCUUUGGCAUUCUCGUCUUAGAGAUGUUGACUAAAAGAAGACCCACUGGAGAAAUGUUUAAAGAUGGUCACAAUCUUCAAACAUAUGUGAAAAAUGCAUUUCCAAAGAAGCUUUUGGAAGUUGUAAGCCCAACUAUUUUUCCACAAGAAUUAGAAGAAGCAGUGGUAGCAUCAGGAGACAUAUCGGAGAACACGAUGCAAAUCCCAAGUAAUGUUGAGAAAUGCUUGCAUUGUUUGUUUAUGAUUGGGCUUACAUGUUCAAAAGAAUCACCUCAUGAAAGGAUGAGUGUAAUUGAUGUCGCAAGGGAACUAAAUUCCGUCAAAAGCUUUUUUCCUUUAUGGUAA